CAUUACAUUAUGCAUUGCUCUGAAUGCCAUCCCCCCUCCCUGUCCGAAUCAGAUUGGCCUUUGUAUGCCUGAUCCCUAGAGUUGGAACGGAGGCGGAAUCCGUUGACUGACCUUGACUCGUUCGCGGCCAUCGCUCCGUGUUAUUCGACCCAUCCGCCUACUGCCGCUAAGGUAACUAAACACCAAAAGUAGCAUGCAUUGCGAGCGACUCCACUGAGUGCGACACGUUAUUUAUCACACAUAAAAUUCUCGCUGUGGGGUGCAACGUGGACUGGUACGUGCAAAUGAGAACCGGCUCUCUUGCGGGCCCGUGGAUCUUCAUCGGUGUUCCUCAACCACGAGUUCACGACCUUCCGCAAAUCCACUGAAUAUCGCCUGGUUCGAGGGCCAUAUAUGGAGGUCCAGAUCUAAGAGCAACACUUGGCAGAGCGGAGUGCUACUCAUAUUGAUCCAAGACCGCUGGAACGUUCGUCAGGCUCCAACGCAAAUAUGGUGCUUCGAGUUGGACAUCGGAAGCACUCCGGCGCAAGCAGCCGCCGAUCCACGUCUUCGCAAGAAGACAUGAGCGACCACGAGGUCGCGCCAGACAAUGAUGAGACUGUCGUCGAUUCGGAGCAGGGGAAUGUCCUCAUGCACAUUAUUUCGCAACUACGACCGGGUGCCGACUUAAGCAGAGUGACGCUUCCGACAUUCAUAUUAGAACCGAGAUCUAUGUUGGAGCGAAUAACGAAUUUCAUGGCACAUCCGGAAACAUUGCUACCGAUGACAACGAUUGAAGACCCUAUAGAGCGGUUCGUGUCAGUGGUGAAGUUCUACUUGAGUGGAUGGCAUAUACGACCACCAGGCGUCAAGAAACCUCUAAAUCCCGUUCUCGGCGAGACCUUUACCGGCUAUUGGGACUAUCCGGACGGGACUCGCGGCUACUACAUCUCCGAACAGACGUCACACCAUCCUCCGAAGUCGAGCUAUUUCUUUAUGGCGCCAGAGCACAACAUCCGGAUCGAUGGAACAUUGAAACCAAGGAGUAAGUUUUUGGGAAAUUCGGCUGCCAGUAUGAUGGAGGGGAUUGGGGUUAUGCGGUUUUUGAAUACUGGCGAGAAAUUUUACAUUACCCAACCGAAUAUGUAUGCCCGAGGCAUUUUGUUCGGUAAAAUGAAGUACGAACUGGGCGACCAUAGCUUCGUUCGAUGUCCGGAAUCCGGCCUCGUGGCAGACCUUGACUUCAAGACCAAGGGGUACUUCAGUGGAACUUACGACGCAAUUGGCGGAACCAUCAAGGAUACGAAGACAGAUCGCAUUCUCUUCGAGCUUAGCGGUCUGUGGAACGGAGAGAUGCACAUCAAAGACGUCACGACCAACAAGAAGACCCUCCUCUUCGACGCCACUAAUGCCAAACAUACUCCCCCGAAGGCCCGACCUCUCACCGAGCAAGAACCGCGGGAGUCACAGAGACUAUGGCAUAAAACAAUCCAAGCACUGAUAAACAGAGAUCAUGAGACCGCUACAGAAGAGAAAACCCACAUCGAAGACGAGCAACGGAGUGAAGCUGCCAAACGUACAGACGACGGCGUCGACUGGCACCCACGCCUGUUCCGGCCGGUUAAAGGAGGAAAGGGCGGGAGCGAAGAGGGAAUGGAGGAUCUGGACUGGAUCAUCAAUGCUCAAAUCGACGGCAAAACUCCCGAAGAACAAACCCACCAGAUCCUGCAGAUCGCCGCCAUCCUCCCUGGCCAAAUCAACCCGUCUCGCUUCCGCAUUCCAUCUCGCAGCUCCUCUAUCGAUGCCACCACGAGUCACCCUUCGCCAAGACAGAGUACUCAUGUGACACCCCGAACAAGCAUCUCUGAGAAACCGGAAGCCGACCUCAUCGACUUCAACCAGCACGAAGACGACGACCGGAAACCCGAGCCGGCCGCUGGCGAAACGCGGAGGGAGACAGCCGGGAUGCCGAUGGGCUUGCAGGAGCCGUUGAUUCCGCAGAGCGCGGCGUCCGGGGAGAAGCAGGGGGAGAAGGUGGAUGAGGGCGACAAGAAACUGGUCUAGAGCUUUCGGGUCGUAUAUGGUCUGCGGUCGACGAUGAUGUGUUGGAUUGCGUUAUGGCGCUUAAUGGGUGAUUCGAAGAAGGGAAGUCUUGACCUGUUAAUAAUAGGCCUUAGAUGUGAUCUGCAAACCCAGGCCAAAUGAGAAGGGGGGAGGUUCCGGUUCACUACUGAGCCAUCGGCUGGGAAAGUCAUGACUUUACUUUGGAAGAAACUGAGUAAACCUUCGGUUAAAUAGCUGAUGCUCCUCGUCUGGAUUUCGUAAUAAUAUGUGACUAUUUACCUCU
Molecule: messenger RNA, 2326 nt
Organism: Eremomyces bilateralis CBS 781.70
Lineage: Eukaryota; Fungi; Ascomycota; Dothideomycetes; Eremomycetales; Eremomycetaceae
Product: Oxysterol-binding protein
Exons: 10
Coding region: 490-2043 (517 amino acids)
Cellular component (GO): intracellular membrane-bounded organelle; cortical endoplasmic reticulum; cytosol
Molecular function (GO): sterol binding
Source: RefSeq, a predicted model, not a curated record